AUAGAAGUGUUCUGGAAGGCAGUCAGCACCAGACAAUUUAUAAGAACGAAUUCAAAAAUCUAUAGCAAAGACAUUUUGGAGGGUCGACGGUGGACGUGGUGAUUGGGAGCUGAAAAGGAUUUUUCCUCUGGAAUCAGGCAUAACCAUAUUGAUGGCACAAAUGAAAGUACAGCACAAGAAAAGGCAAGUGGCGAUUUUUAUUAUACUGAUGCUUUUGUGGGGGGUCCGUUCAGAAUCGAUUCAGUAUUCUGUACUAGAGGAGACAGAAAGUGGCACGUUUGUGGCCAACUUGACGAAGGACCUGGGACUCAGGGUGGGAGAGCUGGCCACUCGGGGUGCCCGGGUUGUUUUCAAGGGGAACAGACAGCAUUUGCACUUUGAACCACAGACCUAUGAUUUGCUGCUUACUGAGAAACUGGACCGGGAGGAGCUGUGUGGCUCCACUGAGCCGUGUGUGCUACCUUUCCAAGUAUUAUUGGAAAAUCCCUUGCAGUUUUUCCAGGCUGCCUUGAGAGUCAGAGAUAUAAAUGACCACGCCCCAGAGUUCCCUGCCAGAGAAAUCCUCCUGAAAAUAUCAGAAAUUACAACGCCAGGAAAGGCAUUUCCUUUGAAAAUGGCACAGGAUUUAGACGCUGGCAGCAACAGCCUUCAGAGCUAUACCGUCAGCUCCAACCCUCACUUCCAAGUUCUCACCCGCAGUCGCAGCGACGGCAGGAAGUUCCCGGAGCUAGUGCUGGAAAACGCAUUGGACCGCGAAGAACAGCCCCAACUCACACUAACACUCACCGCGCUGGAUGGUGGGUCUCCGCCCCGGUCAGGGACAACAAAGAUUCAGAUACUGGUCUUAGACAGCAAUGACAACGCCCCCGAGUUUGCUCAGGAGCUCUAUGAAGCACAAGUUCCUGAGAACAACCCUGUCGGCUCUACGGUCACUGCCGUCUCAGCGAGAGAUUUAGAUGCAGGAUCCUUUGGGGAGGUAUCUUAUGCCCUUUUUCAAGUCGAUGACGUAAUUCAACCCUUCGAAAUAAACGCAAUCACAGGAGAAAUUCGACUGAGAAAGACUUUGGAUUUUGAGGAAUUUCAGUUUUAUCACGUGGGCGUUGAAGCCACAGAUGGCGGGGGUCUAACAGGAAAAUGCUCUUUAGUCGUCAAGGUCCUGGACGUGAAUGACAACGCCCCUGAAGUGACCAUGUCCUCACUCAUUAGCCCCAUCCCCGAAAACUUGCCAGAUAUCACAGUGGCAGUUUUUAGUGUUUCAGAUGCAGACUCUGGACAUAACCAACAAGUUAUUUGUUCUAUAGAUGACAAUCUCCCUUUUUCUCUAAGACCCUCAGAGGAGAAUUUCUACACCCUGGUAACAGAAGGAGCGCUGGACAGAGAGGUCAGAGCCGAGUACAACAUCACCAUCACCGUCACCGACUUGGGGACGCCCAGGCUCAAAACCGAGCACAGCAUAACCGUGCAGGUCUCCGACGUCAACGACAACGCCCCCGCCUUCACACAAACCUCCUACACCCUGUUCGUCCGCGAGAACAACAGCCCCGCCCUGCACAUCGGCAGCGUCAGCGCCACAGACAGAGACUCGGGCGCCAACGCCCAGGUCACCUACUCGCUGCUGCCCACCCAUGACCCGCAGCUGGCCCUCGCCUCCCUGGUGUCCAUCAACGCGGACAGCGGACACCUGUUCGCCCUGCGCUCGCUGGACUACGAGGCCCUGCGGGCGUUCGAGUUCCGCGUGGGCGCGGCAGACAGAGGCUCCCCCGCGCUGAGCAGCGACGCGCUGGUGCGCGUGGUGCUGCUGGACGACAACGACAACGCGCCCUUCGUGCUGUACCCGCUGCAGAACGGCUCUGCGCCCUGCACCGAGCUGCUGCCCAGGCAGGCCGAGGCGGGCUACCUGGUGACCAAGGUGGUGGCGGUGGACGGCGACUCGGGCCAGAACGCCUGGCUGUCGUACCAGCUGCUCAAGGCCACGGAGCCCGGGCUGUUCGGCGUGUGGGCGCACAACGGCGAGGUGCGCACGGCCCGGCUGCUGAGCGAGCGCGACGCGGCCAGGCACAGACUGCUGGUGCUGGUCAAGGACAAUGGCGAGCCGCCGCUGUCGGCCACCGUCACGCUGCACGUGCUGCUGGUGGACGGCUUCUCGCAGCCCUACCUGCCGCUGCCGGAAGCGGCGCCGGAGCAGGCGCAGGCCGACUCGCUCACCGUCUACUUGGUCAUCGCGUUGGCCUCGGUCACCUCGCUCUUCCUGUCCUCGGUGCUCCUGUUGGUCGCGGUGCGGCUGUGCAGGAGGCGCGGGGCGGCGUCGGAGGGCCGCUGCUCGGUGCCUGGGGGUCGCUUUCCGGGCCACCUGGUGGACGUCAGCGGUACGGGGACCCUGUCCCAGAGCUACCAGUAUGAGGUGUGUCUGAUGGGAGAGUCAGGGACCAGCGAGUUCAAGUUUCUGAGGCCGAUUAUGCCUAACUUUCCUCCUCAGGGUACUGGGAAGGAAAUGGAGGAAAGCCCCACCUUUGAGAAUGGCUUCCCAUUCAGAACGAUGGAGACGCCGCUCCCCAAAGCGCCGAAGAAAAGGCAAGUGACCGCCAUUAUUUUCCUAUUACUAUUGUGGGAGGCGGGCAGUGCAACCAUUAAGUAUUCCGUUCUAGAAGAGAGGGACAGUGGUUCUUUUGUGGCCAACCUAGCAAAAGACCUGGGGCUGAGCAUAGGGGAGCUGGCCGCGCGGGGCGCCCAGAUUCUUUCCAAAGGAAACAAACAGCAUUUGCAGAUCGAACGAAAGACUGGGAAUUUGCUCCUAAAAGAAAAAUUGGACCGGGAGGAGUUGUGUGCUGACACGGAUCCAUGUAUACAGCAUUUCCAGGUAUUACUGAAAAACCCAGUGCAGUUUAUUCAAGGUGAACUACAACUCCAAGAUAUAAAUGAUCAUGCCCCAGAAUUCUUAGAAAAUGAAAUCCUCUUGAAAAUCCCGGAAAGUAGCUAUCCAGGGACUCCGUUUCCUUUGAAAAUAGCACAAGAUUCGGACGUAGGUAGCAAUACAGUUCAGAACUACAUAAUUAGUACCAACUCCCAUUUCCACCUUUUCACCCGCAAUCUCAGCGACGGCAGAAAAUACCCAGAGCUGGUGCUGUACAAAGCGCUGGAUCGUGAGGAGCAGCCAGAGCUUAGGUUAACCCUCAUGGCGCUGGACGGUGGGUCACCUCCCAGGACUGGGACUUCUCAGGUUCUCAUCUUGGUCCUGGAUAUCAAUGACAAUGCCCCUGAAUUUUCUCAGCAGGUCUAUGAGGUGCAGGUCCCAGAGAACAGCCCUGUAGGUUCCCUUGUCAUCACUGUCUCCGCUAUAGAUUUAGAUGCUGGGACCCACGGGGAGCUCUGCUAUACAUUUUUCCAAUCCUCAAAUCAAGUUUUUCAGGCUUUUGAAAUAAACACAGUCACGGGAGAAAUUAGAUUAAAAAAACUGUUGGAUUUUGAGGAAAUUCAAUCUUACAGCAUGGAAAUUGAGGCCUCAGAUGGUGGAGGUCUUUCAGGAAAAUGCACAGUAGCUAUAGAAGUGACGGAUGUAAACGACAACGCCCCUGAACUGACCGUGUCCUUACUCGUCAGUGAUAUCCCAGAAAACUCCGCAGAAACGGUGGUCGCUAUUUUCGGAAUUUCAGAUCCAGACUCCAGGGACAAUGGAAAAACGAUGUGUUCCAUCCAAGACAAUCUGCCCUUCCUUCUGAAACCUACCGUAGAAAAUUUCUACACCCUGGUAACAGAAGGAGCGCUGGACAGAGAGGUCAGAGCCGAGUACAACAUCACCAUCACCGUCACCGACUUGGGGACGCCCAGGCUCAAAACCGAGCACAGCAUAACCGUGCAGGUCUCCGACGUCAACGACAACGCCCCCGCCUUCACACAAACCUCCUACACCCUGUUCGUCCGCGAGAACAACAGCCCCGCCCUGCACAUCGGCAGCGUCAGCGCCACAGACAGAGACUCGGGCGCCAACGCCCAGGUCACCUACUCGCUGCUGCCCACCCACGACCCGCAGCUGGCCCUCGCCUCCCUGGUGUCCAUCAACGCGGACAGCGGACACCUGUUCGCCCUGCGCUCGCUGGACUACGAGGCCCUGCGGGCGUUCGAGUUCCGCGUGGGCGCGGCAGACAGAGGCUCCCCCGCGCUGAGCAGCGACGCGCUGGUGCGCGUGGUGCUGCUGGACGACAACGACAACGCGCCCUUCGUGCUGUACCCGCUGCAGAACGGCUCUGCGCCCUGCACCGAGCUGCUGCCCAGGCAGGCCGAGGCGGGCUACCUGGUGACCAAGGUGGUGGCGGUGGACGGCGACUCGGGCCAGAACGCCUGGCUGUCGUACCAGCUGCUCAAGGCCACGGAGCCCGGGCUGUUCGGCGUGUGGGCGCACAACGGCGAGGUGCGCACGGCCCGGCUGCUGAGCGAGCGCGACGCGGCCAGGCACAGACUGCUGGUGCUGGUCAAGGACAAUGGCGAGCCGCCGCUGUCGGCCACCGUCACGCUGCACGUGCUGCUGGUGGACGGCUUCUCGCAGCCCUACCUGCCGCUGCCGGAAGCGGCGCCGGAGCAGGCGCAGGCCGACUCGCUCACCGUCUACUUGGUCAUCGCGUUGGCCUCGGUCACCUCGCUCUUCCUGUCCUCGGUGCUCCUGUUGGUCGCGGUGCGGCUGUGCAGGAGGCGCGGGGCGGCGUCGGAGGGCCGCUGCUCGGUGCCUGGGGGCCGCUUUCCGGGCCACCUGGUGGACGUCAGCGGUACGGGGACCCUGUCUCAGAAUUAUCAGUGUGAAGUUUACCUGGCAGAAAGCUCUGAAAGGAACGAGUUCAAGUUUCUUAAAUCGGUAUUCCCCAACUUUUUGGGUGAAGGGGACACCGAAGAAAAUCCCAACUCUAGGAAUCAGUUUGGGUUCAAUUAGGAAUGUAACUUUGACGACACGUGAUAAAUCAUAAUAUUCGCUGACCAAUCUAUAAGUUCCCAGCCCUUUUAUUCACAU
Messenger RNA from Galeopterus variegatus (Sunda flying lemur), 4996 nucleotides. RefSeq lists its product as uncharacterized. Gene Ontology annotation, molecular function: calcium ion binding. Gene Ontology annotation, biological process: homophilic cell-cell adhesion. Bases 152 to 4918 code for a protein of 1588 amino acids. The transcript is spliced from 2 exons. The record is from RefSeq and is a predicted model, not a curated record. Lineage: Eukaryota; Metazoa; Chordata; Mammalia; Dermoptera; Cynocephalidae. Gene Ontology annotation, cellular component: plasma membrane.